CUGUUUGUUUGACUCGUUGAUGACGUAGAUUGGAUGCGCCGGAACUGAUGAGCCAAAGGGAUCCUAAAUGCUGAUGUGUUACAAGAAAACACACUGCAGAGGGUCUUUUCAUUUUCCGUUUUGAUGAAUUAGUAUACUACAGUCAAAUUAAAAAGCGCCGGGUUACAGGUCGAUGUCAAAGAAGACUCAGAGAAGGAGAACAACAGCAGCGGGUCAGAGAGCCGAUGGCGCCCAAAGGUAAGGUUGGCACAAAGGGAAAGAAGCAGAUCUAUGAGGAGAAUGAGGCUACACUGAAAUUUUACACACGAGUCAUCCUCGGAGCAAAUGCAAUUUAUGUUGCAGUAAAUCUUUUGGUGUUCUACAGUUCAUCUACAUUUUGGACAUGGCUGCUGUUUAUGUUUGCACUAGCUGUGUAUGUCGGGAGUUACCGCUCCAUGUCAGCCAUGGCCAAGCCAGUGUUUGCUGAGGAUGGAACUCUCCUGGAUGGAGGAAUAGACUUAAACAUGGAGCAGGGAAUGGCAGAGCACCUUAAGGACGUCAUCCUGCUCACAGCCAUAGUGCAAGUUCUCAGCGUUAUCUCCUCUUAUUUCUGGUAUCUUUGGCUGCUGGCUCCGGCGCGUGCCGUGCACCUCCUGUGGGUAAACUUUCUGGGCCCCUGGUUUAUGGCAGAAAGCCCGUCAGCACCUGAAGAAGUGAACGAGAAGAAGCAGAGAAGACAAGAGCGCAGACAGAUGAAGAGAUUCUGAUGCUGCAGAGCAAACGGAGCAGUAUUUUUAUACACAUACAGAAUCUAAUUUACAGUUAGUGAGGACCUCAUAAGUUAUUCAGGAAGAAAUUAUGAUGUUCAGUAAAAGCCAAUCCAAAUGGCAUACCGUGGAAUAUUGUUUCCCAUGUUUGUUUGCUUUCUGCUGUUCUCCUAUAAUGUAAUUUUCUCCCCAAAUAAUGAAAUGAAAUGUUCCCUGUUAAGAUCAUUUCACGGUUUAAACCUCAUUAAUACUCAUGCAAAGAUUUAAGAGUUUUCUGUUGCACAAUUCUGACACAUUGACCCUGAAGAUUUCCAUCAGACAUCCCUUUAAUAAUCAGUUGAUACAGUGAUGAAAAUGAGUCUAACCAUAGCCAGCUGGAAGAUUCUGUCAGAGUGGCCUUCAUGUCUUUUUUUUUUUCUAUUUAAUUUCAUUGUGAUAUUUAAUCGAACUGAAUUCAUCUGUUAGUCUUCACUAUAGAGCCGAGAUAUUGUUUAUAAGCUGUUAUGUCUUAUAAAUACGACAAGUUUUCAGAGGAAAGAAGGAACAUUUUGUAUUAAAAAGUCUUCCUCUAGAGAGUUUCAAAA
Molecule: messenger RNA, 1330 nt
Organism: Notolabrus celidotus (New Zealand spotty)
Lineage: Eukaryota; Metazoa; Chordata; Actinopteri; Labriformes; Labridae
Gene: tmem208
Product: transmembrane protein 208
Exons: 6
Coding region: 225-746 (173 amino acids)
Biological process (GO): vacuolar protein processing
Cellular component (GO): intracellular membrane-bounded organelle
Source: RefSeq, a predicted model, not a curated record